AUGUUCCGAUACUAUCGUACGUUACUUGUUUUCAUUUCUUUGACUUUUUUUAUCCAAUUACUUUACUCUAUUGUUAAACUUCAAAUCAGAAAACAGUCAGGAUAUUAUGGAACAUUACGAAAUACUCUUGAUAAAUCAUUGCAACAGUUAAUAACGUCAGUUCUUUGGCCGAACAAUGCAACUGUUAUCCUCAAUGUUCGUCCUAGGAACCACAUCAAAGUAUCAUCACAACAUGCUGCUGCUAAACUUCGCGAAACAUUACCACGGAAUAUUACUGUCAAUAUUACCAGAAACAAUACAAAAAGACCAGAUACAUUUAUCAAUGCGUCCUUUAUUGAAACACUUGAUUUUUCGGUACCUGAUAUAGACGUCUACUUCAAUUUAUCCGAGUGUAAAAUAUCAUCCACUAGCAAUGUUGUUAAAAAUUCGGUGAAAUAUCGAGUAAAUGUUAGUACGACGUUAAGCUCAUAUACUGAAAUUGAAAGAAAACAUUCUGUUGAUAUUCAUUUUGGUGGUCAUUGGUAUCCAUCGGAUUGUCAAGCUAAGCAGCGUCUUGCGAUAAUUAUUUGUUAUCGACAACGUGAGCAACAUUUAAAAAUGUUUUUAAAUCAUAUGCAUUGGUUUCUUAAGCAACAAAAACUUGACUAUACGAUUAUUGUUGUUAAUCAACACGGAAAUGAAUCAUUCAAUCGUGGUGCCUUAUUCAAUGUUGGAUUCGUUGAAGCAAUCAAACUCUAUCCAUUUACAUGCUUUAUCUUUCAUGAUGUCGACUUGUUGCCUGAAGACUUGAGAAACAUUUACAAAUGUGGCUCACGCCCGAAACACAUGUCCGUAGCAGUGGACAAGUUCAAGUACAAGUUGCUCUAUCCUACAUUAUUUGGUGGUGUAACAGCAUUUCAUACUGAGGAUUUUAUUCAAGCCAAUGGUUACCCGAAUGUUUAUUGGGGAUGGGGCAAUGAAGAUGACGAUAUGUACUUCCGUGUUAUAAAAAAUCUGAAAAAAAAUAUAACACGCUCUCCUAUUGAGAUUGCCCGAUACAAAAUGAUUCGUACACAUGGUCACAAAUCAGGCAAAACAAAUCCACAUCGUGAUACGAUACUACAUUCCAAAUAUAACUAUAGUCUGGACGGUCUCAAUACAAUUCAAUAUAGUCUGCAUCAAAUUAGAUUGUAUCAUCUGUUUGUUUUAGUUAAUGCUUCACUAGUCGAGGAAUCAUACGAGCAAAUACGUAAUCGACUCAAUAUUGUAAAAAAGUCCAAAAAAAGUAGAUGA
Rotaria socialis is the source of this 1272-nucleotide messenger RNA. Lineage: Eukaryota; Metazoa; Rotifera; Eurotatoria; Philodinida; Philodinidae. The record is from the annotation of a GenBank genome assembly.